GACGCGCCGCCAGGGGGGAGGAGACGCAACGCGACGGCAGCUGAAGAUGGCGGAGGGGAAGGAGCCGAAUAACAAGUGGGUUCGGCUCAAUGUCGGCGGCACGCACUUCCUCACAACCCGGCAGACCCUGUGCCGCGAGGAGAAGUCCUUCCUCUACCGCCUGUGCCAGGAGGAGGGCGAGCUGCUGUCCGACCGGGACGAGACGGGGGCCUACCUGAUUGACCGGGAUCCCACCUAUUUUGGACCAAUAUUGAAUUAUCUCCGACAUGGCAAACUUGUUGUCAACAAGGAACUGGCAGAGGAAGGAGUUCUAGAAGAAGCAGAGUUUUACAACAUUGCACCUCUCAUUAAAUUAGUGAAAGAGAAGAUCAAAGAGCGAGAUUGCAAACCCACACAGAUUCCUACGAAACAUGUUUACCGAGUUCUCCAGUGUCAGGAGGAAGAGCUUACACAAAUGGUUUCUACUAUGUCUGAUGGCUGGAAAUUUGAACAGUUGAUCAGCAUUGGAUCUUCCUACAACUACGGAAAUGAAGACCAAGCGGAGUUUCUAUGCGUCGUUUCCAAGGAGCUGCACAACACCACCAACGGGAUAAGCUGUGAACCAAGUCGAAAAGCUAAGGCAGGAAAAGGCGGACUUCAUUCACUCUGCUUCAAGAUUGCAGAGUGCAAGAAGAGUCUACGAAACAUUUUAGUCGUAGUAACGUGCAACCUCGUGGCCUCAGCGAAUCUCUCAGCAUCAAACCGAGGGUCCAGCUGUCGAAGAUGCAGAACAAUCUAAAAACAAGUCGUUGAACUGGGGGGUAGCAUGGACAAUGUGUGCUAAUGCAGUGUUAACCUUGGCUAAAGGAGUACCGCUGAACCCAGCUGUACCGCCACGUGCAAUCAUAAAUAGUGGUGGACAAUCCAAAGCUAAUGGGAGGAGGCUUCACUGAUGUCUCCAUCAAUCACGUUGGCAGAUUAGCGCACACAAGCGGCCAAAAUAACGAGUUCCAUCUCAACCUUCUGCUCCCACUGAAACACGCUAACAUUUUGGUCAGAAAAAGCCUGAACAACUCAGCGAGUCAGACUUCUCCUCGUAACCUUUGACACUCUUGACAAUCAAGUACCUAUCCUCGGUUUAAACCAGCAUCUGCAGUUCCUUCCUACAAAGAAUGUAGCUUUGACUAAUAUGAACCAGAGAGUAAAUUCCUGAGGUGAAAGUUUCUGCCCGGAGAGAAACCAAGGCAGCAUCUCGCCAAGUGUGGCAUUGUGGAGCCCUGCUAAAAUAGGACUGGACGACAAUGAAGGGGGAAAUCGCACCGGUGUCUGGCGUUGUAGAUUGUAGAAAAGCAGGUGUCUGAAAGUGAGACUAAUCUAAGACUAUACAAGGAUUAUGCUGAAAUAUUCAAUGGAAUUCAAGUUGGAGGAACAGAAUUAGGCCGUUUGGCCCAUCAAGUCUACUCCACCAUUCAAUCAUGGUUGAUCGAUCUUUCCCUCUCAACCCAAUUCUCCUGCCUUCUCCCCAUAGCCCCUGACACCUGUACUACUGAUCAAGUUGACGGGUGUGCGGGUAGCAAAGGAAGAUGGAUUUUAUAUGGAGGGUUUGCUUUGAAUUUGCUGAACGGUGGGGCAGGUUUAUAACCUGUAUAGCGUGCUCUUGCUCUCAAAUGUAACGAGGGUGGGCGGAGAAAAAGAUAUCUUCAAUUUAUUUUUAAGAGCUUGUAACGACAUGGAGAUCUGAAACAUCGAUUUCUCCUCCAUCUGAUCACAUCUCUACCAUUUAUGUCACUAGUAAUAGAAGUUGCCACUACCAUCCCCUCCAAAACUGGGUGCAUGGAUGAUCGCCCGACCCUGCAUUGCUUUGAUUGCCUGGUCUCCAUUCACCAGAUUGCCCAUGGACCAUUGAGGCGUUUGACAGUGGCACUCCACCAUUCAAUCAUGGCUGAUCUAUCUUUCCUUCUAACCCCCAUUCCCCUGCCUUCACCUCAUAACCCCUGACACCCGUUCUAAUAAAUAAAAAUCUGUCAAUCUCCCCCUUAAGAAUAUCCAUUGACUUGGCCUCCACAGCCUUCUGUGGCAAUGAACUACACAGAUUCACCACCCUCUGACUAAAGAAAUCCCCUCUCAUUCUCCUUUCUAACGGUGCAUCCUUUUAUUCUGAGGCUAUGGCCUCUGGUCCUAGACUUUCGCAAACUGUCCAUAUCCACUCUAUCCAGGCCUUUCACUAUUCGGUAAGUUUCAAUGAGGUCCCCCCCCUCAUCCAUCUAAACUCCAGUGAGUACAGGUACAGAAUGGGUCACAGGGAAACUUUGGUGGGGGAAUGGAUUGUUCUGUGAGCUGAUGUGAACUCCUGGCCGAAUGGAGACAGUCCCAUGUUGUAAGGAAAAAAUGAAACUUGUGGAAAAUGUUUUGCAAACUGUAAAAAAAAAAAAAAAAAAAAAAAUGAUUGGCUGCUUAAUCUGUAGUCAUUUCUUUUCUGUUUGACAUUUGAACCCUUGUGCAUGCUGCAUGCUGGACAAAAGGGCGAGGACGAGGAAGCUGAUUGUGAUAUGAAUGACGGGGAAUAAAAUGUAACGUACACAGUGGUGAGAACUGAUAGUGACUUAGCAGGAGCUGGUGGUGGGAUCAUUUCUGCAUUGCCGUGUAGUGAAUCUAAUGGCCAUACGCCGCAGAGCAUGUGUAAAGCAAAGCCUGGUUUAGCCUCUGGGUGAAUGAGUAGACCCUUAGUAGGUGCGGAUGGGAGCUGCACUCUUGUUUGACUGCUUUGUGCACAAGACUAGUGUGGGUGAGUGCAUGUUUCCUGACUGUGUUCACUCACAGACCCCAUUGUGAGUGUGUCUCUGUACCCGUGUUGAUCUUUGGUCAUAAGGAAUACGAGUAGAAUUAGAAUUCGGCCAUUCGGCCCAUCAGGCCUACUCCGCCAUUCAAUCAUGGCUGACCUAUCUCUCCCUCCUAACUCCAUUCUCCUCCCUUCUCCCCAUAACCUCUGACGCCCGUACCAGUCAGUUUCCGAUGCCUUUCCUUCUCUGUUCAAUUCAUUCGGAUAAUUCUGGCUUGGUUUUGAUCUCAUCUACAGGUCAGCAGCCAGAUAUCUGAGACAACUUUCUCGCUCCCCUUCCUCCCUCGACACCUGGCACGGUAGAGCUGCUGCCUCACAGCGCCAGAGACUCGGGUUCGAUCCUGACUUCGGGUGUUGUCUGUACGGAGCUUUUGCAUUCUCCCCGUGACCUGUGUGGGUUUUCUCUGGUUUUAUCCGUAAUCUGGAUCGAGCUGGGUCUCAGGCGGCAACUCUACCGUAUGCGGCCAGUUCCUCGUGUCUACCAUUUAAUGUGUUGUGCUUCACGUGCUCGAUGGGAAGACUGAAAUCUGGCUUCAGCUACCACUAAUUCUAGUCCUUCCUGGCCACUAUCAGCUUGAAGCAGUCUAUUCUCAAGCUGAGUCUCCACCACUGUAUGAUUCUCUUCCAUUUACCUCUGCCUCCAUCCUUAUUGAAGGCUCCAUCUAUGCCCCCUAUGUCACCCCCAAGCUUGGCCAUUCCAAUACUCUCCAGGCCCGUGUUUCGUUCCUCACCCUUUGGGUACAAAACGUUUGAACCUGUGCUGUUUGCAUCCUUUCCCUCACCAACCUUCUCCUUCACUCCAGUCUCUAGAGUUUAAAUAUAGCCAGACCCCCCCAUCCACUCUACCCGGGUGACUCUCACAGUAUGGAGCCACUGUGUCCUGAGUGUUGUUUUCUAUAACAUGAACCCACUUUAUAGGUCAUGUCUCACUGUUGCGUGUGUGGUUGCCUGCAACCCUGGUCUGGUGUGCAUCUUCAAAGUCUGGCUGCCUUCCCAUGGGCAUGUGUGGUGCACAGCAGUGGUGUGUUUAUCUUUAGUAUUUAGAAGACUUGCUCAGUGUGCCUGGGUGAGUGUGCGCGUGCCUGAGUGUGGCACCCUCUUCUAGUAUCAAUGAUACACUUCCCCCUUACGAUGGGUGUGCAUUCUCUUAUCCGCGUAUGUACCUCUGCAGUGCUUGUAGAACAGUGCUCCUCUCCCUGAAUUAGUGCUCUGCUGUGCACACGUGUAGGUUUAGAGCUACACUAGCCAGUCUUGUGUUCUACUGCCACACAGGUGUGACAGUCUCUAUGCAAUUCCCGUGUGUGUGUGUGUGUCUCAGUAGCUACAUAGUCGCUUUGCAUGUAUCUGCCUCUUACUGUGUGUAUUUUUGUGAUUUAUUUGAUCUCUCUUUAAUCUCUGUGGAAGUUCUGAACAUGAGAAUGCAGGCACCGUGUGCAUUUAAGAAUCAGGAAGAUUGUGAAUUGAGGAGACCUCAAUUGUGAAUUAGAUAUUAUUUUACCUACUUUCGAUUAAAGUUGGCAUGAAUCGUGUGUUUCUUCUUGUGAGAUAGCGUGUUUUGUACCAGAAAUAGAAUCAUCUCACUCCUCAUCUGUAUAUUUUAUCCUUUAUGCAAUAAAGCGGCUUGUAUUUGAA
Molecule: messenger RNA, 4450 nt
Organism: Leucoraja erinaceus (little skate)
Lineage: Eukaryota; Metazoa; Chordata; Chondrichthyes; Rajiformes; Rajidae
Product: BTB/POZ domain-containing protein KCTD5-like
Exons: 6
Coding region: 47-778 (243 amino acids)
Biological process (GO): proteasome-mediated ubiquitin-dependent protein catabolic process; protein homooligomerization
Cellular component (GO): Cul3-RING ubiquitin ligase complex; cytoplasm
Molecular function (GO): cullin family protein binding
Source: RefSeq, a predicted model, not a curated record